Messenger RNA from Staurois parvus, 483 nucleotides. NCBI's taxonomy places the organism in Eukaryota, Metazoa, Chordata, Amphibia, Anura, Ranidae. The record is from the annotation of a GenBank genome assembly.
UGUGCCACUUUCAGGUCUCCUCACACACUGCUGGUGUGUUCCAUUUUUUGUCAUAGGGUGCUGGCAGAUUACGGGCCUCCCAUUGCUGCUGCCAGGCCCCUAAUCUGCCAUGGGCCCCUGUACCGCCUCCUCAUGCUGCUGCCAGGUCCAGAGUCUCUCAUGGGUCCCUGUACGGCCUCCCAUUGCUGCUGUCUCCAUCGCCACACUCUGCCAUGUGCCACUUUCAGGUCUCCUCACACUCCUGCUGGUUUCCAUUUUGUCAUAGGUUGCUGUAUGGCCUCCCAUUGCUGCUGCCUCCACCGCCACACUGUGGCUCCAAACACUGGUUUUGGCCCCGUGACUGGCCAAAUGAGUGAAGUGUGCGGUGAUUCUAAGAUCGACGGCACUCAUCUGCAUGUCAUACUGACUGACAGUAUUAUUUCUCUUCCCCAGCAGACUCCAAGGGCAUUUAAAUUAAAGGUACAGUGUUCUGCACUAAUAUUA